Molecule: messenger RNA, 1439 nt
Organism: Papilio machaon (common yellow swallowtail)
Lineage: Eukaryota; Metazoa; Arthropoda; Insecta; Lepidoptera; Papilionidae
Product: cysteine-rich with EGF-like domain protein 2
Exons: 3
Coding region: 139-1290 (383 amino acids)
Molecular function (GO): calcium ion binding
Source: RefSeq, a predicted model, not a curated record
UUAUUGGAUGCCGACGCCGAAAAAUAUCAUUUUAUAUUUAAUAAAAGUGACUGUGUGAUUCGCGAGGUUAUUUAGUGUUAUUUUUGAAUAGAUAAUUAAAUAAUCAAUAGCUAUCGGAAUUUCGUGUUUAUUUUCAUCAUGGAAUUUGGCAAUUUAUGUGGAUACUUCUUUGUGUUAUCAUUUGUUAAUUUGGCUUGUGGUAAUUUACACGCACCUAUCAUUAACCCGGGCAUACUUACCCAGUCGAAGAACCUCGGCGAUUGCCAAGCGUGCAAGUUGUUCAUAGAAUCUUUUAAGAGAGGCUUAGAACGGACAUCUAGAGGAAAAUAUGAAGGUGGUGAUGCAGCAUGGGAGGAGGAAAAGUUGAAAAAAUCGUACAAGCGAAGUGAAAUGCGUCUUAUAGAUAUACAAGACGGAGUAUGCAAAGAUGAGAAGAAACAUGCAGUACAAUGUCACCAUAUGGCUGAAAAAGCCGAGGAAUUUAUUGAGGAAUGGUGGACACAAGACCCCGAUGAGUCAGCUGACUUAUUUACAUACUUGUGUAUAGAUAAAAUACAAGUUUGUUGCCCUGAACAUCAUUAUGGUAAGGACUGUACUCCAUGUCCUGGUGACCAUGCCAAUAUCUGCAAUGGAAAUGGUAAAUGCCGAGGUGAUGGUACUAGAAAAGGAAAUGGGACCUGUUUGUGUGAUCCGGGAUAUACCGGAGAGUAUUGUAUGGAUUGUGAUGCUGGCUACUAUUUGUCUUAUAAAGAUGAGAACAAGAUGCUAUGUUCUCGUUGUCACAGAUCCUGUUUAGGUGGCUGUCGUCAAGGUACACAGAAGGACUGUGUAGCGUGUAAAUCAGGCUAUGUAUUUGAUAUUGAAGAAGGUUGUCAAGAUAUAAAUGAAUGUGAUGAUAUUAAUAAAUGUAAAAGGGAUCAGUUUUGUGUGAAUUCCCUUGGAUCGUAUGCUUGCAUGGCUUGUGACAAGUCUUGCGAAGGUUGCCAUGGUGAUGGGCCAGAUCUGUGCCGUAAAUGUGCCAAAGGUUAUUCUAAAAAAGGAGAACUCUGUAUCGCAGAUAGAGAGGGUGAGGACCAAUCUGAUAGCCUGACUACAACAAGGUAUAUGACUUAUGUCGGUCUGAUUAUAGCAACGGGUAUUUUACUACCAAAAUCUACAACACUCGGAAGUUUGGUAGGUUUCAUGGUAAUGACAUAUAUAGUAGGUGCUGAAUAUUAUUGCAUGAUAAAUGGACACUCUGGCUUAGUGAAUCUUAAAGACUAUGAUUUAUCACAAUUAUUUAGAACAUAAAUUGAUAAAUAAAACAUCUGAUAAAAAGUUUAUAGGUUAGGUUACCCUUAAUAAGCUAGGUCAAGUCUAAAUCUAGUUGUAAAAUGUAUGAGCUGUGUAUUUGUUUUUUUGUAGGUUUGUAUGAUCUUUGGACAUUUUUUAUAGCACUU